Messenger RNA from Apaloderma vittatum (bar-tailed trogon), 957 nucleotides. RefSeq names its product protein Wnt-7a-like. Gene Ontology annotation, biological process: neuron differentiation; cell fate commitment; multicellular organism development. The record is from RefSeq and is a predicted model, not a curated record. Gene Ontology annotation, molecular function: cytokine activity; frizzled binding. Gene Ontology annotation, cellular component: extracellular region. The transcript is spliced from 2 exons. The annotation marks the transcript as partial. NCBI's taxonomy places the organism in Eukaryota, Metazoa, Chordata, Aves, Trogoniformes, Trogonidae.
CCACCCGAUGUUUGUGCUGCGAGGACUUGUCCACCUUCUUUGACCCACUCUCACCACGUUGUGUCGUGUACUCAUGGCGCUGUUUUAAUUUCAGGUAGCAGGGAAGCAGCGUUCACGUAUGCCAUCAUCGCUGCAGGCGUAGCCCACGCCAUCACGGCCGCCUGUACGCAGGGCAACCUGAGCGACUGCGGCUGCGACAAAGAAAAACAAGGACAGUACCACAAAGAGGAAGGAUGGAAAUGGGGAGGCUGCUCUGCCGACAUCCGAUACGGGAUAGGGUUCGCCAAAGUGUUUGUGGAUGCCCGGGAGAUUAAGCAAAACGCGAGGACGCUCAUGAACCUGCACAACAACGAGGCCGGGCGGAAGAUUCUGGAAGAAAACAUGAAGUUAGAGUGCAAGUGCCACGGGGUCUCGGGAUCCUGCACCACUAAGACGUGCUGGACAACUCUCCCUAAAUUCCGGGAGCUGGGCUACAUCCUUAAGGACAAAUACAACGAAGCCGUUCAAGUCGAACCGGUGAGAGCGAGUCGCAACAAGCGCCCGACCUUCCUCAAAAUCAAGAAGCCGCUUUCCUACCGCAAACCCAUGGAUACAGAUUUAGUGUACAUCGAGAAAUCCCCCAACUACUGCGAGGAGGACCCCGUCACCGGCAGCGUGGGGACGCAGGGGAGGAUGUGCAACAAGACUGCCCAGCAGUCCAACGGCUGCGACCUGAUGUGCUGCGGUCGGGGUUACAACACGCACCAGUACUCGAGAGUGUGGCAGUGCAACUGCAAAUUUCACUGGUGCUGUUACGUGAAAUGCAACACGUGCAGUGAAAGAACAGAAGUAUACACCUGUAAGUGAGGACGUGGCUGGGCGGGCCACGAGUACAUUUGCACAUAUGCACUCAUCGUACCUACAUGAGACUGUAGGAAAGACCUGCUUCUCCCAGGAGAAAUGCUGAUGAAUGGAGCC